AUGAAGCUUUUUAUCGCCGUAGCCGUCUUGUGUCUGACAGUGGCUCAGCUCUCCGAAGCCGGACGUCCUGUUUCGACGGAAGUUGUGCAAAAGCUGAAGGAACUCGAACCAGUCUACAAACAGCUUCAGGAUAAAGUGAUCAACGAGGUUGCCGGGGCCAAGUUGGCUACUGCCAGCCGUACCGAUGCAUUCUACAAAGGUGUCAUUGCCGACAAGGAAAACUCUCUGACACAAUCCAUCCAGCUUGAGGAUGACAUGGUAUACCAACUGAACGGACAAUCCUCGUCAGCUGACUCUUCCUGCGUGCAAAUGCUUCGCAGUCUCACGGAGCUCAACAUGAAUGUGGCAGGCGUUGGCUACACGAACUGUGUGAACAAGGUCGAGGUCGGAGUGAACAACGAGCUGGACAAGGUGUACAAGCUACUGCAGGUUGAUGAAGCGGAGCUGUUUGAUAUCAGCCUGCUGGACGUGUUCCAGGGCGAGAACAUCAUCGUGGAUCCGUCGAAGAUCAUAAGCAAGCUGAGCGAGAAGAAAACCGAGAUCGAUGGCAUUUCGCUGAACUUCGUCUCUGAUAUCAAUGCUGCCGUCGUUGCGUACGCUUCCCGCCUGGGUGAUCUGCAGAACGAAUACAAAACCUGUCUGCUCAACAACGAGGUCCUGCUGAAGGGAUCCUUCGAAAACAGCAAGCUUCAGCUUGUUCAAAUUUGCUUGGGAUCAAUCGUCCAGUAA
Anopheles maculipalpis is the source of this 729-nucleotide messenger RNA. RefSeq lists its product as uncharacterized. The coding region runs from base 1 to 729 and encodes 242 amino acids. The transcript has 2 exons. The record is from RefSeq and is a predicted model, not a curated record. Lineage: Eukaryota; Metazoa; Arthropoda; Insecta; Diptera; Culicidae.